CAGCUGGGACUAAGGUAAAAAAAUGCUCCACAAAUCCUACACUUGCUGGCAGUAGUCUUGCUGCCUCAGUGGGUUGCUGUUAUUCAUUGCAAGGUUCAUCAGACAGGAGAUGACCCCAUCACCCUAGGAAACAAUUUGGCAGAUCAGGCCACUCAAAAAAUAGCCACUACAUCAGAGGGGCCAACCGAGGAGGUAACUGCUCUGAUGUUGUUUCCUCCCACUUUAUCAGAACUGGUCAACACAAAGAAGGACCUGCAGUUAGCAUCUCAACUUGGAGCUAAGGCCCUCACCCCAGGAGUUUGGUACCAAUUACCAGACAAGCAAGUGCUAUUACCUGAGGCAUUAGGACAUGAGCUGCUACACCAGGCUCACCAAACCACCCAUUUGGGGGGCAACUAAACUUGCUGAAUUGUUCAGAACUUGGUUUUUCAUUCCAAGACUCUCCAAACUGACCGCCUCUUUGAGCUCCAGAUGCCUGCAGUGCUUGUUAGUCAACCUGACCAAAAGCUCCCCAUUGGAGACCACCUGGCACUGAGGAACUGCCCCUGGAGAACACUGGGAAGUAGACUUUACGGACAUGGUAAAACCUGGUUUACAAGGACACCACUAUUUCUUGGUAUUAGUAGACACCUUCACUGGCUGGGUAGAGAUUUUACCUACUAAGUCUGAGUCAGCCUUAGUGGUAGCCAGAAAGCUACUGCAUGAGAUCAUACCUCGAUUUGGCCUUGCAUUGUCAGUGGAGUCCAAUAAUGGCCUGGCUUUCAUAGCCUAGGUCAUCCAAAAGUUAGCCCAGGCAUUAAAAAUUGAUGGGAAACUUCACUGUGCCUAUCGGCCACAAAAUUCUAGACAGUAGAACAUAUGAACUGAACUCUCAAGGAUGUUUUAACUAAGCUGUCUUUAGAAACUGGCAAUAAUUGGGUGAGCCUUCUUCCCUUUGCACUGUUAAGAACUAAAUGUACCCCAUAUGUUCUGGAAUUUUCCCUUUUGAGGCUAUGUUUGGAAGGCCCCCUCUACUGGUCUUGAGACUGUCAGAAGACAAAUUAUUUGAAAUAACUAACCAAGAUCUCAUUAAGUCCCUGCAGACACUCUAGUCUGUGUUGGCCUCAAUUCACUAGCUGUUUAGACAAAAACACCCAGACCCACCUUCAGAGACACUACUCAAAGCACCCAUUGAGCCAGGAACUUCUGUCCUGGUGCAACAUCACCAUCAAGACUCCCUAGAACUCCACUGGGAAGGACCCUUCACUGUGGUGCUCAGUACCCUCACUGCCAUCAAGGUAGCAGAAAAAACUGCAUGGAUUCACCAUACUCAUGUAAAGCCACUGGAAACAGCGGACAAUUAGGACAUGCUCAGUGGACUAUACAACAGACUUGUAACCCCUUGAAGUUAAAACUGAUUAAACAUAGUUAGAUUAUACCAGUCAUGAACUGCUUUAGCUUGCUUGCUUUUGCUCCUUCUGUCCCACUGCUGGGGAUUUUAAUAACAAUGAUGCCAACCUUGCAUGAUGGCUUUGGUCCCCCUGUAAGCAAAGAACAAUUGUUAAGAUCUUUGUAUGGGAGUCCCUGUGAUUGCAGAGGGGGCUAUACUAAAGGUGAAGACACCAGCUGGGGGGGGGUAAUUAUACAUACAAUAGGAAAAAAGUAUCAUGAUCCUUCCCAUAUAAAUGAUAAAUUAUAUACAUACAUUAUAUACAUAUAGUCUUUGGACAGGUUGUGGGGACAAGUUAGCAUUCCUUGUUGCUAUACCCUCAGUUACAAGGGGCUUGACUCAAAUGUGGAUAUGUAAGUUAAAGCCCUGUGUGAUACCUAACACAGGCAGCCAGCCAGGACCAUGCCCUCAGAAUUGUCAUUAUUAUUCAGAAAUGCAUUCCUCCUGCUAUGACUCUGUACAAAAAAAUGUAUAGGCAUGGAUAGCAAAACUUACUUCACUGCUGAGCUUAUGAGGACAAAGGCUGGAAGUGCUAGAGGUGAUUAGUCCACCUAUUCAUCAGUAAUAGAAAAUUCAAAGUAUGCCCAAGCCUCAUGUCACGGCAUGGUUGGUGAAUCAGUGUGCUGGAGCAGGGUGGCCCCUAUACAUGUGUCUGAUGGGGGCGGCCCACAAGAUAAGAUCAGAGAACUCAUGGUUGAGGAAUGAGUCAAACAGCUAAUAAAAAUAAUGUCUCCCCAGAUACAUUACCACCCCUUGAUGCUGCCUAAAUCACGGGGAGUUGAUCUGAAUGCUCAAACUUCUGAUAUUCUAGAAGCCACUCAAAAAGCCUUAAAUGCUUCCAACCCAACUUUGGCUGAAGAUUGUUGGUUACUCAUGGCACAGGACUCCCCCAUGCCCCUUGCAAUCCCCACCAAUGUUUCUCUGACCACCAUGGAGGAACAAGAUUCCUUAAAUUGUAGUGCUGAUCCCGCCUUUAGAGUAUAACCAGUAGGCUUCAAGGACUCUCUCUGUCUCCAAGGAGGUUUUCAUAAUGAUACCUCCGACAUUGAUGUGGGGUUCACUGUGUUUACUAAUUGUAGUUCCAUAGUUAACUGGACUACCUCCCUUUAUCCCACUGAAGGACAAGUAUUUAUUUGUGGAGGAAAUAUGGCCUAUACUUUCCUUCCAACUAACUAGACAGGGAUAUGUGUGACAGCUGUCCUAUUGCCUGAUAUAGAGAUAUUAAAUAACACCAUAGCUGAUUUCUCUCCUAAAUAAAAAGAUAAAAAAUUAAUUAAACAGGCCAUCCUCCAAAAAUCAGAUGGCAUUAGACAUUUUAAUAAAAUAAAGAGAUACUUAUAUAUAACAUAAAUGAUAUGUCAGUUCCUAAAAUUCUCUGGACCUAUCCUCCUUAUGAGAAGCCUUUGCUAAACUCAUAAAUACCCUGUUGAUUAUAUUUGACUCCUGCAUACUUACUUAAUUCUACAGAUACCUUCUACUGUAGUCCGAAUUCCAAACAAAAAGGCAAAACUUGACCUUCAAACCUCAUAGAGACCUUCAUAUGGCUUUUCCUGUUUUCAACAGCAAGAUUACAAUAACACUUGUGACACUUGGAGCUCUGAGACAGGGUCCGAGCUAUCACAGGAGCUGAACAUGAAUCAAACUGAACCAACCAAAGAAACUGGGUUCACUUGGGUCCAGGUGCUGUCUGGGAGAGCAAUGCUUCUGCAUAUCCUCAUCCUCUUGCUGGUCACCAUGAGUGCAGCCCAAGGGAAUGGACAGCAGGACAACAGCUCCCAGAGUAAACAGCUACCCAAGAAACACUUGAGAUUCGUCACUGGAAAUUGGAUAGAAGAGAUGGAGAAUGAGGUGAAGAACAGCACUGAGAAGAUGCUGAAGGUCCUGAACCAGAUAUCGCACAUGAAGGACCAGAUGACGCAAAUUAUGCUGACUACUGAGAAGCUGGAGAAACAGCUGCUGGCUGAGAGUCACACACUGCAAAUGCUGAAGGGCCACAGCAGUGAACUUGACCCUCAGGUGUUGGUUGUGGAGUUUCAGCAACAAACCCAGCUGGCCGGUAUGAAAAAUUUGAAGCUGAAGCUGAAGCAGAUUCUGGACCUCCAGAGCAGUACCCUCACUAGCAUCCAGGACAGUCUGCAAGCUGCAAGCAUCAGCUCCAGUAACCGGCAAAAGUAUCAGGCCCAGCUGCUGGAGAUACAGCAGCAGCUCAGGCAGCAGGUAGAGCAGGAUCCAGAUGAAUGAAAAGAAUAUGUACAUGGAGACACCAGAAACUCUGGAGCCUGGAUUCCUUUCCACAAGAAAGUGGACAAUUAAUUGAAGAUGGUU
Messenger RNA from Cavia porcellus (domestic guinea pig), 3754 nucleotides. Its product is annotated as angiopoietin-4-like. The transcript has 6 exons. The record is from RefSeq and is a predicted model, not a curated record. NCBI's taxonomy places the organism in Eukaryota, Metazoa, Chordata, Mammalia, Rodentia, Caviidae. Bases 3062 to 3670 code for a protein of 202 amino acids.